Molecule: messenger RNA, 1281 nt
Organism: Closterium sp. NIES-65
Lineage: Eukaryota; Viridiplantae; Streptophyta; Zygnematophyceae; Desmidiales; Closteriaceae
Source: the annotation of a GenBank genome assembly
AUGCGCUUCCACCCUUGCGCUUUCCCCGCCUUUUGCGCUUCCGCCCGUGCGCUUUCCCCGCUUGCUGCGCUUAUCCGGCUCUUCCGCCUGCCAUACCCCCCAAUGUCUCCACCCUUCCGCUCCCCACUCCUCCCCCUCCUCUCCAGAAAUACAAAAUACGAGCAUCUGAUAGGGAAGCGGGAGGGGCAGAAGGUUCUGUGGGAUGCAAAGUACGAGCAUCUGAUAGAGAAGCAGAAGGUUGUGCAGAAGGUUGUGCGGGGUGCAGUACGGUACAGUGAGCGUUAUUCCAGGCUGACCGUUCCCCCCUGCUCCUCCCCCCCUCUCCAGAAGUACGAGCAUCUGAUAGAGAAGCGCGAGGGACAGAAGGUGGUGCGGGAUAUGGGGGGAGGGGAAGGGGAGGGGGAAGGGGGAGAGGGGGAGGAAGCAGGAGGAGGAGCGGGGGGGGUAGGGGGAGCGGUAGCAGGAAGGCAGACAACACAUGAUGACGAUGGUGAGUGGGGCAUGGGGAUGGGGGUGGUGAUGGGGGAUGGGGAUGGGGAUGGGGAUGGGGAUGGGGAUGGGGAUGGGGAUGGGGGAUGGGGAUGGGGGAUGGGGAUGGGGGAUGGGGAUGGGGGAUGGGGAUGGGGGUGGUUGCGGGUGGGGGGGAGUGGUGGGGGUGGGGAUGGGGAUGGGGGUGGUGAUAGGAAUGAGCUUGCAGGUGGGGGGGAGUGGUGGGGGAAGUGGUGGGGGGAGUUUUGGGGGGAGUGGUGGGGGGAGUGGUGGGUGGGGGGAGUGGUGGGGGUAUGGCAGGCAGCAGGAGGGCAGAUGGCACAUGAUGACGAUGGUGAGUGGGGGAUGGGGAUGGGGGUGGGAAUUGGGUGGCGUGUUGUGGGGAGUGAUGGGGUUGGGAAUAUGGGUGGGCGAGUAAUGGGGAUGGGGCAGGAAACGCAGGGCAAAUGGCACAUGGUGAUGAUGAUGAUGGGUGGGUGGUGGGGAUGGGGGUGGCGAUUGGGGAUGGGGAUGGGGAUGGGGAUGGGGAUGGGGAUGGGGAUGGUGAUGGGGAUGGGGAUGGGGAUGGGGAUGGGGCUACAGGCAAGGGGAAGGGGAGGAGGCGACAUGGGUGGGGGGCCAGGAGGGCGGAUUGCACAUGAUGAUGACGAUGGUGAGUGGGUGGGUGGGUGGGUGGUGGCUGGUGAUGUGGAUGGGGAUGGGGAGGCAUGGGAAAGGGGAAGGGGAAAGAUGGUGGGGGGGCGGGUGGGGAGGGGGAAGCCACUGAUGAUGAUGGCGAGUGGUGCCUGCUGA